Molecule: messenger RNA, 810 nt
Organism: Brachypodium distachyon (stiff brome)
Lineage: Eukaryota; Viridiplantae; Streptophyta; Magnoliopsida; Poales; Poaceae
Product: calmodulin-like protein 1
Exons: 1
Coding region: 77-628 (183 amino acids)
Molecular function (GO): calcium ion binding
Source: RefSeq, a predicted model, not a curated record
CAAAGGGGCUAGCAGGACAGGUCAGCUAGAUUAUUUCUCCAUCAUCUCAGGACGCUGCAGCAAAUCAGUUGCAAAAAUGUCGCACCUUAGCAUUCUGACCUUCAAAUACAAUCUAGCGAAGCUCCAGUUCAAGCCUGCCCGGCCGACCGGACGGCAGCUGUCCUCCAGGGACCGGCAGCCCUCCGACCUGAUGAUGUACAAGCCUGAUGACGAGGAGAUGAAGAAAGUCUUCAACAAGAUAGCAGGCGAGCCAGGCCGGAUCUCCAGGAGCGAUCUCCGGGCACUCCUGCAGAGGUUCGAGAAAACCGACCCUGUCGGUGACGCGAGGCGGAUGGUCUGCGCGGCCGACAACAACAAGGAUGGGUACAUUGACCUGGAAGAGUUCAUGGAGGUGCACAGGAGCGGCGUGCAGGUGAGGGACAUACGCCGUGCGUUCUUCGUGUUUGACAGGGACCGGGACGGCAAGAUCAGCGCCGAGGAGGUGAUGGACGUGCUGCAGAAGCUGGGGGAGAGGUGCAGCCUCGAGGAGUGCCGGAGGAUGGUGAAGGAGAUUGACAGGAACCAAGAUGGGUUCGUGGACAUGGAUGAUUUCAUGGACAUGAUGACUGGCCCAAGAAAGAAGCCUUGAGCAUCCUGACGUAAAAUUGUGAUCAUGCCUACGUAGUACGUACUCAGGUCAAUAAAUCUACCAGGCUGACCGAUGCUGCUGGUUUAGCUCGUCUCAAUUGCGUGUAACAACACUAGAGCUUGUAAAACAUGAUGAGGCAACAUAAUAAUAAAACGAGUACUCGUGUAUGUUUGCAAUCUUAA